GCAGAAGCGAGUUACGACGCAGCCGGACGUACGGGCGCGCAGCAUUCUGGGAAGUGUAGUCUGGCCCGGAUUCGGACACCCCUUCGGAUGAAUGGGGCCCCGGCUAACGGCUAACUACAGCUCCUCGCCGGCAGCGUUGGUGGCGGCCGCCGGGAAAAGGGAGACAGCGACGGCCCCGGGAGAGCAGCACUCCGAGACGGUGGUGAUGUUCAGUGCCGCGGCGAGGCGGCAGCCGGGUUUCCUGGGGUAGCAGUCUAGGCGGGCGCUUCCUCUGCGCGCUCGCUCUCCUUACCCCGCCCCGGCCAUGCGCCCGGCCUUCGCGGUGGGCCUGGUUUUCGCAGGCUGCUGCAGUAACGUGAUCUUCCUAGAGCUCCUGGUCCGGAAGCAUCCAGGAUGCGGGAACAUCGUGACAUUUGCACAAUUUUUAUUUAUCGCUGUGGAAGGCUUCCUCUUUGAAGCUGACUUGGGAAGGAAGCAUCCAGCUAUCCCAAUAAGGUACUACGCCAUAAUGGUGACCAUGUUCUUCACCGUCAGCGUGGUCAACAACUACGCCCUGAAUCUCAACAUCGCCAUGCCCCUGCACAUGAUAUUUAGAUCUGGUUCUCUAAUUGCCAACAUGAUUCUAGGAAUUAUCAUUUUGAAGAAAAGAUACAGUGUAUUCAGAUAUGCCUCCAUCGCCCUGGUGUCUGUGGGGAUAUUUAUUUGCACUUUCAUGUCAGCAAAGCAGGUGACUUCCCAGUCCAGCUCGAGUGAGAAUGAUGGAUUCCAGGCAUUUGCGUGGUGGUUUCUAGGUAUUGGGGCACUGACUUUCGCUCUUCUGAUGUCAGCAAGGAUGGGUAUUUUCCAAGAGACUCUGUACAAACAAUUUGGGAAACACUCCAAGGAGGCUUUGUUUUAUAAUCAUGCCCUUCCACUUCCUGGUUUCAUCUUCCUGGCUUCUGACAUUUAUGACCAUGCCGUUCUAUUCAAUAAUUCUGAAUUAUAUCAGGUUCCAGUCGUUGGUGUGAUAGUGCCCAUCAUGUGGUUCUACCUCCUCAUGAAUGUCAUCACCCAGUACGUGUGCAUCCGGGGCGUCUUCAUCCUGACCACAGAAUGCGCCUCCCUCACCGUCACCCUCGUCGUGACUCUGCGCAAGUUUGUGAGCCUCAUCUUUUCCAUCUUGUACUUCCAGAACCCUUUCACUCGGUGGCAUUGGCUGGGCACCUUGUUUGUCUUCAUUGGGACCCUAAUGUACACAGAGGUGUGGAACACCCUGGGAGCCACCAAAGGCCAGCCUCAGAAGGAGGCCAAGAAGAGCUGAGGCCUUCCUGGAGUAGAGAGACCCGAGGCUAGUGAGCCAGGGGCUGGCCACCAUCUCACCUUGGUUAAUGCUGAAUCACCCCCCAUGUACCAGAGAAUCCUCAGAGGGACGUGCUUCUCAGAUUUCUCAUGCCUAUACAGACCCACAUUUGUGGACCCUGAAUAGGAGCCCCCAACCCUGAAAUAGGAAAAAAAGACCAGUUCUCCACCAUUGAACAGCCUUUGCAUUUGUUGUUUCUACCAGAAUUUCAGCACCGUACUUGCUUAUUGAAAUCUGAGUCCCCAGAGCUACUAGUUUUACAUCCAUGGUCUUGGACAAGAUUAUCCCUGUCCUGAUGAUUCUCUGCUGUAACAGUCUCUAUCCUCCUGUGGCCUUUCCCCUUGUUCCAUUAACCUGCCACCCACAGCAGCACUUUUCAGGCAGACGCUCCAGGCACCCCCCCAACCAGGAACAACCGAGUGGCCGGGUGAACUGCCGCACCGGGAUGCUGGGGCUGGGCUUUCUCCUGUGUGUUGGGAAAGAAGCAGGUGGCCCUGUGCACCCUGGUGACUCCGGGGCAGGACUGGUGGGAAUCCUUUCCCACAUUUUUCCUUUUCUUGUUUCUAUGCAAAAGUCAUAUGCUUUCACACCUUUUGCUUUCUGUACUUAGAACAAACCUGCAGCAUCUCUGUAUAGCACAGUGUUAAUAAGAAAGAAAGGUUGUGUAGGAAUUGGGAAAGAGAGACUUUUUCUGUCUUCUCUCACUUUUCUGGUUCAUUAGCCUCGAGCUAAGAUGGUGAUGCCAGGAUGGCCCAGGAGAAGCUGGCUCCGGGGGCAGGGGCACCCAGAGAGCACAGACAGGCACUGAGGGUGGGCUCCACGUGGGGGAGCUCUGCCUGGCAACUCUGAUAGUUAUGACCAGCCAGGCUAAUGAGUGAACCAGUAUAUUCAAUGGGUGUGGGUGUGGUGUAUCAGUCAGGCCAAAUCACAACUAAAAUGGAAAUUUUUUUUGGGGGGGAGGAUGUCAUCUUAAUGUUCUUGAUGGGUAUGGGAGUGUGUGUGUUUUAUCAUAUGUAUUAAUAGAAACAUGCCCCCCUUUUGCUAAUCAUUUCAAAGGUCUGGUUUUCCUCCCACGGGGUAACUUUGAGAAAGAACGGUGUCAGGAUGGUACAUGUAGGUGUGUGCGCGCUCCCGUGUGGGUUGUGAUCACUUGAGAGAAGAGGAGAGCACGAAAGUCAGUGUUUUUAUUUCCUUGUCCUUCACUCAGUUCGGACCUUCAUUGUCUCACGCAGGUUCGUGCUCUGGAGGCCGUCAGACUUACCAGCCCAUCUUUUUGCACACAGACAGAGGCCUCUCCUUCUGCGCUGGGUUCAGGUUGUGUUCUUAUAUCGAGAUUUGGCUCUCAGGGUCUCUUGAGCUCACCCAGGGUGUGGUGUGUUUAUUCUACUAUCUGGAGCUAUUCUCUGAUGGGUCUGCAAUAAGUGUCCUAGAACCACCAGGUUGCUUUGGGGAAGUCCCUUAGGCUGCUCGGGUUUUUUGUUACAUAAAAUGUGGAUGCUGUUUCUCCACCUAAGUCACAGGGUUUUCAGAUCAAUUUGUGGUUCUGGACAUUGACAGCUGUUCAGUGCCAGUGAAGGUCUAUACUAAAAGAUGCGGAAUUAGGUGUGAACUUGUUCAUGGACUCAAAAGGUACUGUUAGCGUUCCUCAGACUGAUGGUGCUAUAAAUACCAUGUGUUAAAUAUCCUCUUAAAAACAAGAACAACAAAAGCUGCUUUUCUUCUUGUUUAAUAGAAGAACCUGUCCCCAGGGGCUCUUUGAUUGCAGCAUAUCUGGAGUCUUGACAGGAUAGAGCCUUACAUGACGUAGCAUCACUUUUUUUAUGUUGAUGGGAAAUAUUACAAUUUUUAGUUACUGAAACAGUGUUGAUGUACACAGACAGCAUUCAACUGGGUCCACGAGGUUUUAGAUUCUGGCCUUAGAGUGUGUGUGUUCCUCAGUCUGAACACCUCUGCUGGUCUUAUUAACAGGAGGAUAUGUAUGGACAGAUUAAGGCACUCAUACAGUGAAAUAACCGCAUGUAAGAACAGAAUGUCUGAAAUGCCCUGGGAAUUGGUUUUUUUCCUCUAGUAUUUGGUUAUUAGGAAAUAAAUCUAACAGACACUAGUUAAUACUUCUUUAAACAAUUUAUUCCCCUUGGUUAACUUAUUUUUCAAUCCAAGUUGGAACUGAUUUCAAUCCCUGUUAAAAGAGCAAAUAAACCAUUUUGUAGAGGGUCAGACUCAUCCCUAAUUGGAGGAGAAAUGUCUAUUAAAUGCCUUUCAUCUUUCUCUGGGUCAAGACCAUGUAAUUUUGUGCCCCAGAGAUAGAGGGUUUAGUUUGUUUACUAGAGAGAUUGGUGUUUAAGGCAUCCAAGACUCUACCCUUAGAACAAAGAUCAAAUAGCAAAUGACUAGCCAGAAUAUUGUGUGUGUGUGUGUGUGUGUGUGUGUACACCUGUGUACUCACUUCACAGCUUGACCAGAGUCGUGAGGUACCAGGAGAAUAUGGGGGACACUUGAUUAUUUUAUUUAAUGUGUACAGAACCGUUAACCACAGUUCUAUUGUCAUAUUAUAAAUGCUUUUUCAUUUUUUAUUAGGAAUUUAUUUUUGAUCUUUUCUUUUUCAUCCAACUAAAACCGUUAAUGCAUUUGAAAAGUUUCUAUCUAGUUCUAAAGUAUUUAGACACAAUCCAAAUCGUUUUUUCCUUCUUCAUGCCCAGUUAUCCAAAAUGAAUACGGUACUUUGAUUAGGUCAUUGUGUCGAGUGAAGAAAAACCACGAAAGCUGAGCUGAUCUGAUCCACCCCUACCAAACCCCUUCCAUUCUUCUGGGAAGGUCACCUGAUCAUUUUGAAGGAUUCUAGUAUCUCGCACUCAUUUCCUGAGCACGUUUCCUCCCUUCUGCAUGUUCUUUUCACUUCUGAUCCCCACUUCCAGUUUCUUCAGCAACCUCUGGUCACUCACGUAGUUUUCUACUAAUCUUGUAUCUGUUUAUGCCUCUAUUCUUUGGGGCCUCUGGGUGUUUCUCUGUGGAUUUUUACAGGGUAUACGUAUCUGUGUAGCAUGUAUCUUGUUAUGCAUUGAUAUUAGGGGGGUGUGUCCAUAAGGAUGCGAAUAUCUGGCAGAGUAUGUGAAGAUGAAUAUGAAUGGGAUUUAAUGUAAUAAUGUAAUGUGAAAAUAUUUAUAUGUUCUGUUGUAGCUCAAAGUGGGGCUGAGAAUCCUUACCACGUUCCUGUCUAUAUUUGGAAAGCAGUAGUAUCUGUAUUUUGCUCAUUUUUACCCUGCCUCUAGCUGACUUCACUCUCAGUGCCAAAUGCCUGUGGUGAGAGGAGGUGGAAAGCAUUAGGUCAGGAGUAAUUGUAAACCAGUGAAUUAGCUCUGGGCUGGUGGACAUGCUCAUUGAUGGACGGCUGGCAUAUGAGACUGUGCAACAAAGACCUGAGCAUCUCCACGGAUGCACACUGAGAGGCACCCCAACGUAGAGAUCUGAAAUCAAGAUCCUACAAUUUGUUGUAGUUUGUUUCUCUUUGCCUAGGAGUAAAUAGAAUUAUGAGCAUUUUGGUCUCAAUAGCUUUAUUCUGAAAAAUGUGCAUGGAAUUUACCUGUGGCAGUUCAGUCUUGGGUUGAAAGAACUGUCAAUAUAGAUAAAAUCCAUUUUUAUUACAGAUGCGUGACCUUUGAAAACGAGUAUAAACAGUGUCAGUAAAAUAACUAGUCAUAAGCAUUGGAAUAUGUUCAGUGUGUACCAGGCUGGGGUGGGAGACUCUGUAGUGUGUGCUCUCUCUUUCUAGCAGCUUCCUCACAGUGGACCUUGCAGAGAAGGGAGGGACCAGGCUCUGACUUUUGUCCCAUGAAUAAAUAAACCCUUACCAAGAUCUCUUAUUCCCUCAAGUUUCGGAGAAACCUUCUAAUGGUUCCUGAUACCCAUUCCCACUCUUCAUCAGUUGAUUAGCAAGAAAACGAAUAAGACGAAACAUUCCUAAGAUUCUAAGCCAGAGAGGGAAGGAAGGAUACACGCCAGGAGUUGUGGGUACUCGGCUUUUUGUCCUCCGGUUGCCUGGUGGGAGGAGGGCAGAGCAUUACAAACUUAGCACCUUCCAUCUAUUUGACGCUCAGUGCCAGGAGCUGCCCUCAGGGGACCAUUAAAGAUGCUUGAAAGUUUUUGGAGUAGGCUGCCUGGGGUGACCCUUACAUCUCCAAAGCUGGUAGAGUUGGUUUGCAUCAGCUGAUGCCUAGAGCUCAUUGUCUUUUUGUCUCCUCAGUAUCAUACUGAGACAUUCCUCUGAGCUUUACCUACUUAAAUCACUAAGAUCCUGCAAAAUGUCCUCAAUUUCAAUCAAGUAAGGCAAGCUGUGCGGGUACCAGAGGUAAGUGAGGGGAAAAGCUUCGUCUACAUUUAGAAGAAAUAAGACCCAUAUUUUUUAAGGGAAAAGUUGUAAUAAUUCUUUGGCACAUUGGAUUAUUUAUAGUUUUUAAGAUGUAAAGAAGACUCCCGUGAACCGAGAGAAGCAGUAGUUAUUCCCCAACGUGAUAAAAAUGUCUUUGUGUAUCACUUGCAAUCACAAAUCAUUUCUGUGUGAGUUGCUUUCAUUCCAGAGAAUGGCAUCAUCCUCCAAAGAAAAAGGGGAUGAUUUUUAAGUAGGAUUUCUUAACAGAUUAUGUGUUGUGGGGCUGGGGAGGGAUGAUGGGGAUUUGAUUUAUCCAGCCUCCGAGCUCUUCAUUCAUAUUGUGAUUUAAGAACAGAGAUGGGGGAGGAGGGGACUAGACAGCAGCAGAAUAUGUAGAACAGCUAAGGCAUUAGUGAGUAUUCAGAUUUUGAGCUGUGUAAAUAUCAGAUGUCGGCUUCCAGCCUUACGAGUUAUUUGAGCUGAGAGUUAAGGAGGAAAGGGACAUUUUGUGAAUAAAAUGUUUUGCCAAACAAAUUGAAUGAGUCUUUUUACUAUGAUUUCUUAUAAAGAGCUAUUUUCUACCUUCAGAAACAACUCAUCAGACACCUGGUUUUUUAUCUGGAAUUG
Messenger RNA from Globicephala melas (long-finned pilot whale), 6332 nucleotides. RefSeq names its product solute carrier family 35 member B4 (gene SLC35B4). The record is from RefSeq and is a predicted model, not a curated record. Gene Ontology annotation, cellular component: Golgi membrane; endoplasmic reticulum membrane. Gene Ontology annotation, biological process: transmembrane transport. Gene Ontology annotation, molecular function: UDP-N-acetylglucosamine transmembrane transporter activity; UDP-xylose transmembrane transporter activity. NCBI's taxonomy places the organism in Eukaryota, Metazoa, Chordata, Mammalia, Artiodactyla, Delphinidae.